Molecule: messenger RNA, 387 nt
Organism: Mesorhabditis belari
Lineage: Eukaryota; Metazoa; Nematoda; Chromadorea; Rhabditida; Rhabditidae
Source: the annotation of a GenBank genome assembly
AUGUCGAGCGGGCCGUUCAUCUCGCGAAAAGUGGCAGAUGCUGAGUAUCAGGCAUACAACGACUACCUGGAGAAGACCGAGGUGCUGAAGAAGUUUGCGGCGGCGAUCGGAAAACUCUAUAAGAUGCCCGAGCCGACCCGUCCGAAGGACCCCAUUCAUUUCAUCAUUCAGGAGAUGGUGCCCAACUACAAGUUCCCCGAUGCGCAAGUCGCCAAACAAAAGCGACUCCUCUUGGUCCAAGCGACUCUUCAACGGAUCAAAAAGCAUAUGAAGCAACAAGAGAAACAAGAAGAGCUGCGACGUCGCCAAUUCGUCGAGCUUUGUCGCGCUCAUCAGCAAAUUGCUCUCAAAUCUCCACAUUUCACCGAUCGUCACUUCACACCGAAA